This is a messenger RNA of Rotaria sordida, 2046 nucleotides long. The record is from the annotation of a GenBank genome assembly. NCBI's taxonomy places the organism in Eukaryota, Metazoa, Rotifera, Eurotatoria, Philodinida, Philodinidae.
AUGGAAGUGUGUGUUGAUAGUUUUGAAUCAGCUUUAGCAGCUGUUCAAGGUGGUGCUCAACGUAUAGAAUUAUGUAGUUCAUUAGAACAAGGUGGUUUAACACCAUCACUUGGUUUAUUAAGAUUAAUUCGUCGUCGUUUAUCAUCAGAAUUAAUCAUAUUUAUAAUGAUACGUUGUCGUCCAGGAGAUUUUAUUUAUGAUGAUAAUGAUUUAAGUGUUAUGGAAGAAGAAAUUCGUUUAUUUAUAGAAUCAAAUCAACAAAUAAAUGGUUUUGUAUUAGGUGCACUUAAACCUGAUGGUACAAUUGAUAUUGAAAAUUUAAAACGUUUAAUUGAAUUAAUUCCAAAAGAUAUAUCAUUAACAUUUCAUCGUGCUUUUGAUUUUAUUUCUAAAUGGGAAUUAGGUAUUGAUCAAUUAAUACAACUUGGUUUUCAACGUAUUUUAACAAGUGGACAAGAAACAAAUGCAUAUUAUGGACGAAAAUGUAUACGUCAUAUGAUAAAUUAUUCACAAAAUCGUAUUAUUAUAUUACCUGGUUGUGGUAUCAAUGUAACUAAUCUUGAAUCAAUAUUACGUGAAACAGGAGCAAAAGAAUUUCAUGCAUCAGCACGUAUAUCAUAUUAUCAUAAUGAUUCCGUUGAAGGAAAUUUAUUGGAUGAAACAGUUGAACAAGAACAACGACUUUCAUCUCAAGAGGCAACAAAAAUUUUACGAACACAUGAAGCUAGUAUUGAUCUUGAAGUCAAAUGUCCAGUGAAAUAUUAUGAGGUUAAUUAUCUCGGUGCUAAUAAUCCUCCGGAGGAUCGUCAAGCUCAAGCUCGUAUCGGUUCCAAUGAUUCAUCCAUGUAUCUAUUCGGUGUAUUUGAUGGUCAUGGUGGUCAUUGGUGUUCUGAUACUAUUGAUCAACGUCUUUUCGAAUAUAUUGCAGUUUCUUUACGUCCACCUAAUGAUUUAGAAGAAAUAAUGCAAAAAGCAAAAACAAUGUCAAGUCAUGGUCAAGAUAAUAUAUCAUCAUUACUUUUACAUUCCUAUUAUGAUUCAUAUAAAGAUAUGAGAAAUUCCAAAAUAAAAGAAAUUCAUCAGACUAAAUUAUUAAAACAUAUUGAGGAAGUUUAUACAACAUUUGAUAGUGAUUAUACAGAUAUAAGUGGUGCUUUAGAAAAUGCAUUCAUUAAAUUAGAUCGUGAUAUAUGUGCUGAAGCAAUACCAACUGAUACACAAGAAACUAAUGAAGAUUUAUUACAAAUUUGUACAUCCGGUGCAUGUGCAUGUGUUGCAUUAAUCAAAGAUACAGAUCUGUAUGUUGCUAAUUGUGGUGAUGCACGAGCCAUUCUUGGUACUAUUGAUGAUAAUGGUAAUUCAUCUGUAAUUCCUCUUUCAAAUAUUCAUAAUACAAAUAAUCCACCUGAAGUCAAACGUGUUUUAUCUGAACAUCCAUCAAAUGAAUAUCAUUCAGUUAUUCGUUAUGAUCGUUUACUUGGUUUAUUAACACCAUUGCGUGCAUUUGGUGAUGUACGUUUUAAAUGGCCAAAAAAUUAUCUUCAAGAAUAUUUACAACCAUAUUAUAAAAAAAGUAAUGCUGUACCACAAUUUUAUUUAACACCACCAUAUUUAACUGCUCGACCAGAAAUAAUAAAACAUAAAUUAACAAAUAAAGAUAAAUUUCUUGUCUUAGCUACGGAUGGUGUUUGGGAUUUAUUAUCACCUGAAAAAGUUGUCGAACUUAUAUUUAAUCAUCAAAAAGGUAUACAAAGUUUUGAUCGUUUUAUUAUAAAUAAAAAUGAAAAUAAUAAAUCAUCAAUAAAAUUACAUCAAAUAAGUAAAUUAUUAUCUGCACGAAAACAAACAAUUAAAAAUCAGCCAAUUGAUCAAAAUUCUGCAACUAAUUUAAUUCGUCAUGCACUUGCUUAUACAUCUAAAGGUCAAUUUGAUAGUAAACUUUUAUCAGAUGUAUUAACAUUCCCUAAUCCACGCUCAAUACGUGAUGAUAUAACAAUAACAAUUGUUUAUUUUAAUCAAGAUUAUAUUGAUCAAAGAGACAAAUAA